Molecule: messenger RNA, 1098 nt
Organism: Aspergillus pseudonomiae
Lineage: Eukaryota; Fungi; Ascomycota; Eurotiomycetes; Eurotiales; Aspergillaceae
Product: alpha/beta hydrolase
Exons: 4
Coding region: 1-1098 (365 amino acids)
Molecular function (GO): hydrolase activity
Source: RefSeq, a predicted model, not a curated record
AUGGCUCGCAAAUUGUCCCCUGUGGGGGGUCUACAGGUUCUCUUCAACUUCGUAUUUUUCGUCUUGCCGUCAGCGACGGGUAGGAUUGGGCGAGCCAUUAUCAGGGCUUGGCUGAGAAAGCUACCGAUGAAGCCAGCUAUCUGGAAUGGAUUUGCUGGUAGUUUGAUGCUCAAUAUCCCUCCAGUGCAACUUCAGGCGAUCCUACCUUCGACCUUUGACGCGUAUAAAGAAUGGAUCACUUCGAGGGGGAUUGACAUUCGUGUGGAUGUUGUCGCUGAUAACUCCACCAGGGUGCUGUGGGUGGGCCCCCGAGGAGGGAAGAAGGUGCUCCUUUUCUUCCAUGGUGGAGGAUAUGUGAUGCCACUGUCCAAGGCCCACCUGGAUUGGGUGGAACAUAUCCGAGAAGAAGUGUGCAACGCUGGUAUCCAGCUUAGUGCGUGCAUUCUUGAAUAUGACUUGAUUCCUAUGCAUUCAUAUCCUCGACAAAUGCUGCAGGCAAUAUUGGCUCUGAAGCACCUUUUGUCCGCAGGCUAUGAGCUGUCUGAUAUUAUAUUCGGAGGAGACUCUGCGGGUGGUCACCUUUCUCUGUCUCUACUAUCGCAUAUGCAUCAUCAUCGUCCAUUUGAGGGCCGUGAAGACUGUCACGUUGAUCGACAUCAUGGGGUACGAGGCUGCUUCCUCGUGUCCCCUCUAUGCUCAUUUAAUUUCAAUACUCCCUCGUACAACAAAUGGUUCAGCGUCGAUGUUCUUGGAAAACAGGUAGUGAGUAAAUGGGGUGAAGACUUGGUAGAUGGCUCUCCCUGGCAGGAAGAGAUUUCUGCCGGGAAAGGCUGGGGUAUGGCACUAGAUGUCCCGGAGAAGUGGUGGGAAGGUCUGGACGCGGCUGAGCGUAUCCUUCUCACUGGGGGUUAUGAGGAGGUCUUUAGCGAUCAUAUUCAGGAGUUGGGGGCCACUCUUCAGAGAAAUAGUACGGGUGAAGUGGAAAUCUAUAUGGCUAACGAGGCCCACGAUGGCCCGCUCAUGGAUUUCGCGGCUGGAAGACCUCCAAGUGAGACGACGAGAACCAUUACCCAUUUCAUUAUAUCUAGCUUCAAAUAG